GCUGCUGGACGAGGGCUUGCGGACGUGCAGGAGCCGUGCGGGGAGGAGUCAGGCAGGCACCGGGCAGGGGCAUGACGCGCCCUGCCCUGAAGAGAAACGUGGGCUCGAGCAGCCAUGGCCACCACCCAGCACUAUCUGUGGGCCGCCGGCCACUUCAUCCUCCUGAUUUCGUCCCUGCGCUAUUUGCUGGCCACGAUUCUGUUCAGAAGCCCUGCCCCGUGGUGGUACAAGACGGCCUACACUGGUGCGCUUGCCAGCUAUGCGAUCGUCUGCCAAAAGUCUCUAGGGGCUCCACAACCGAACUAUGCAUGGGUGUCGCGAGCCUUGGCUGAUGAGAAUGUACAAUAUCUCUUGCUCGCGCUGUUCUGGUGGACGUCGAAGCCUAUCGCCCUCGCCCUUGUACCAUACACCAUCUUCUCGCUCUUCCACGCUUUGACGUUCUCGCGCACGACCUUAAUGCCCCAAAUCCUCCCCCAGGGUCAGCCGACGACUGCUAACGGCCCUCCCACUCCUCAUCCCAUCCAGAAGAAACUCCAGACCUGGGUGAAAACCAAUUACGACACCGCAAUGAAGGCCGUUGCGUACGCCGAACUCCUCAUCAUGCUCCGUGUCCUCCUCGGUGCCAUCACGUUCCAGAACUCGCUCUUGUCCCCUGUCUUCUACGCCCACUUCCUCCGCGCUCGCUGGUACCAGUCGAAGUUCACCCAGACCGUCAUUGGCCAAGUCAAUGCCAGGAUCGAGCUUCACGUCACCGCGCCUGGCGCAUCGCCCAUGCUCGCGCAGGUGUACGACAAGGUCAAGGUUGUUGUGUCGCGCUGGGCGGGCAGCGUGAUUGCGCCGCAGGAGGCUGGCGCGAGGAGGCAGUGAGGGGGCGGGGCUGCGAUGUUGCUGCUGUGCACGGUGGGUGUCGUGUAUGUGCUCUGCGGCCGAUAUCUCUAGAACUGUUCGCUAUAUGUUGGUCUUGAAUGUGCGUCUAACGAGUGCAAUGAAAUAUUUGCUGUACAA
Molecule: messenger RNA, 1005 nt
Organism: Rhodofomes roseus
Lineage: Eukaryota; Fungi; Basidiomycota; Agaricomycetes; Polyporales; Fomitopsidaceae
Exons: 9
Coding region: 115-867 (250 amino acids)
Biological process (GO): endoplasmic reticulum tubular network organization; membrane organization
Cellular component (GO): membrane; endoplasmic reticulum
Source: RefSeq, a predicted model, not a curated record